AUGCCGCUCAUCAAAGACCUCAACGCCCAUGAGCGCCCUCCCGAGGCCAUCAAACAACGCUACAAGAAAUACCAGAAGUCCACCCUCUCCGAGAUCGACUCUGAUGCCGGCAUCCUGGACCUCCAGGCUCUGGAUCCCGACAGUCUUCCCUAUGAGGUUUCCCUGACUCAGUGGAUCCCUAGCGAGGAUCUCCGGGCCGCAUUCAACCAGUUCAUCGGGAAAAGCAAGGACAUGCAGGGGACUUGGCCGACGAAGGAUAUCCCAGUUUACAGCCAUCGCUCUAUCUCUGGUUUACAAAUAAUCCCAUCGCUUCUCCCCCCAGCUGUUCAAAUAGAGUUGUUAUCGCGUUUGUUCCAUCGAGACUUGUCCAAUCCUCGGCAUAAAACCAAUCUACACCUGCACUACGACAUCACUUAUCCCAGUCCCGCAGGAAGUGAAGCCCAGGAAUAUCAAUCCUCUUCGGUCGACCCCAACUCAGUAGGCGGCCAUCCAUCAUCCUUCUUCGAGGAUGACCCGGCCCGUGUCAUUGACCCGAUAGAUUCCAGUGUGCACAAGCCCCUUACUGUCCAAAGCGUCUUGAACAAGAAGCUACGGUGGGUGACCUUGGGAGGUCAGUAUGACUGGACGGCCAAAGUGUACCCAGCAGAACGUCCUCCCGCUUUCCCAACGGACAUUGCCAAGCUCUUGCAUGCGAUGUUUCCCGCCACUGAGGCACAAGCGGCGAUUCUGAAUUUGUAUUCGACAGGCGACCAUCUUAGUGCUCAUCGUGAUGUCAGUGAAGAAUGCGAUGUCGGGUUGAUCAGCAUUAGCUUUGGCUGCGAUGGUCUGUUCCUCAUCAGCCAUGAUGACGGGGCGCACUGUGAGAUUAUUCGACUUCGCUCCGGGGAUGCGGUGUAUAUGGACGGCACUUCGCGCUUUGCUUGGCAUGCAGUGCCGAAGAUCGUGCCCGGGACCUGCCCAGACUGGCUUGCUGAUUGGCCAUCAUGUUCCGUUGAUGAAGCAGCUACAUCUCAACGUGAGACCUGGAAGGGGUGGAUGUCAGGCAAGCGAGUCAAUUUGAACGUUCGGCAAAUGGCAACCCCAUGA
Molecule: messenger RNA, 1086 nt
Organism: Aspergillus heteromorphus CBS 117.55
Lineage: Eukaryota; Fungi; Ascomycota; Eurotiomycetes; Eurotiales; Aspergillaceae
Gene: alkB
Product: oxidoreductase, 2OG-Fe(II) oxygenase family
Exons: 2
Coding region: 1-1086 (361 amino acids)
Cellular component (GO): cytoplasm; nucleus
Source: RefSeq, a predicted model, not a curated record